AUGGUUUCACAUAGACCAUGGAGUGGUAACAAUUUUCUUGCCCUUACGAACAAUAAAAUAAGAAUUAUCAUACAACAAACAUCAUGGAACAAACUUGUGUCUGAAGUCGAGUCUUUGCUGAACAAAGUCUCGGAUUGGGGGCGACUAAAUCUAGUCCAAUUUAAUCCUCAGAAGACACAAGUUUGCGCGUUUACCGCUAAAAAGAACCCCUUUGUCGUAUCUCCUCAGUUUCAAGGCACUCCCCUUCUUGCCUCAGCCAGUAUCGGUAUCCUCGGAGUCGACAUAUCGAGUGACGUGCAGUUUCAUAUCUAUCUUAGAUUCAAAAUCGAAAUGAAAAUAUACUAUCCCUUGCGAACCCUUGAGAACUCAAAUGGAAAAUCUCGUUACUAG
Molecule: messenger RNA, 390 nt
Organism: Parnassius mnemosyne (clouded apollo)
Lineage: Eukaryota; Metazoa; Arthropoda; Insecta; Lepidoptera; Papilionidae
Source: the annotation of a GenBank genome assembly